Messenger RNA from Didymodactylos carnosus, 1716 nucleotides. The record is from the annotation of a GenBank genome assembly. NCBI's taxonomy places the organism in Eukaryota, Metazoa, Rotifera, Eurotatoria, Philodinida, Philodinidae.
AUGUCGAGCAAAUAUUAUCGAGAAGCAUUAGCUCUAUUUCAUCAGUGUUCAAAAAAUGAGGAUCGUGUCGAUUUAGCUAAUAAAGUAUUUAAUGAAGCAUGUAACGAAGCAUUAGCAAUUACUAAAAGUUGUCCUCGUGAAUUGGAAGAAUUUCUUCCUCACGUAUCGGCGUUAACUUGUCUGACAACCUACUUUGAAAAAUUAUCUGAUGAUUUUGAUGAUUUAAUCAAUGAUAAAGGAACAUGUUACUUAUUGGAAAAACUACUUCGACGUCUACCAUCAAUGAUUGAUAAAGAAAAAAUCAACAAUAGUGAACUUAUUGAAAGACUUCAUAUUGCUUAUGAUCAAUUAUUCUCAUGUAUAUGCACAAAUUUUUUAACAUAUUUACAACAAAUCGGUUCAUGCCAUAUUAUCGUUGCAACUAUCGAAUUUUUACAUAUGGAAAAUGUUGAGCAAUUUGAUAAUGAAUAUGAACGGUUGAUUGAUGGUGGAGCAACACCAUUGAAAUAUUAUGAACUACCAACAGAAUGGAAUAUCAAAGAUAAACUUCGUCAAAUCACAAAUUAUUUUUUUAACGAAGAAAUAGCUGAUUUAGCAUUAUUAUUAAAUGAUCCUGGUACUGCUAUGGUAUUUGCAUCAAUAUUACGUAUUUGUGGAUUUUUAUAUGAGAAAAAAUAUAAAAAACUAUUAAAACAACUAUUUAAACUGACUAGAUCAACAUUUGAACUUACAGAUUAUGUAUUAGAUAAAAAUGCGUCUUAUGUGUUCGAGAUUAUACUUCAAUUUGAUUCUAUUCAACGGAAUGAUAUUUUAUAUCCGUUAAUUUUAUCUAAAACGGAUGAAUUUUGUUUACAUUCAAUUGGAAAUUAUUUUAUUCAAAAACUAUUGAUGACAACUACUGACAUAUCGAUAAUUUCACAAUUAUAUCAAAACAUUAUUACUGAAAAAUUUCAUAUAUUAAUAGAGCAAUGCCAUAUAAACAUGUUAAUAACAUUUAUUCGAGUAUGCGAACGUUUUAAUUAUAAAUAUGAUGAUUUAAUUAAACAUUACCGAAAAUAUUUGAAUUGUAAGAAAAAAAAUCAUGACUUUGUUCAACGUGUACUUCAAUCUAAUAUGAAGACAAAUAAUAAUGAAGAUAAUUCAGAUGGACAACAUAAGACAACAGUAUCACAAAAUCAAUCAUCCAUAUUUAUUACAAAAAAUGGUUCAUUAGUAUUACAAGCAUUAUUACGUGCAAAGAUCGUUGAUUCAUUAACGAAAACAUCAUUGGAAAAUUUGACUGGUGAACAAAUCAAUUCUAUUGCUUGUGAUCCAAAUGGAUCUCAUUUAUUGUGUCAAUUAAUAAAAAAAUGUACAUUGUGGUUUAAUGGCAAAGAAUUUCGUCAACAAUUUUAUACAAAACUUGAAUCAUAUUAUUCUAAAAUGGCAUGUGAUAAAUUUGGAUCAUGGGUGAUAGAUACAUUAUGGACUAAUGCCAAUAUUGAACAGAAAAUAAAAAUAGCUGAUAAAAUGUCAGAUGAAUUUAAUAUAUUGCGAUCAAAUCAAUAUGGAAAAUUUAUAACAUAUAAAAUGAAUUUGAAUGCAUACUGUUUACGACCUGAACAAUGGAAAACAAAUUUAAAUCUAAUCGCAAAAAAACAUAUGUUAUGCGAUGAGAUAGAAGAUGGAAUAACAAAUAAAAAUCGAAAAAAGUUCAAGAAAAAUUUAUCAACUUAA